GUUCGAAGGCUUCUCCUUUCCCUCCCCGUCCUCCAGCGAGAGCCUCCGAGUGCCAAACGGCGACGAUGACCCUUUUCUCCAUUGUGAGAGCAACCUAGUCUCUCCCCUCUCCUCUCGAUGCCCGUCUCCGCGACUCGGCUCUAGAGAUUACUCCGCACGGAUUUCCAAACGCUCUCGAUCCCCUUUCCGCCUUGGCCCAGCGCCAACCUCUAUCCCUCCCUCUUACAUGGACCAACAUCGCCUCUCGAUUGGAACUUUGACCCGAAAACUAAAUUCUCAAACGCUGGAGCACAACGACCCGAGCAGCGAUAGCGACGAUAGUCGUGGCUAUCCGGUAACUCCUCGAAGUGUGUACCUGGAGCCCAGCGGCAGGGCAAGCCGCAGGCCGAGCAUCGCGUUCAUAUCUCCUCAGUAUGGCGACAGGCCCGACGGGUGCGCUCCCUCCUGUCUUGACACCUCGCCCAUGUCCACUCCUCGUUCCUGCUUGGACCGUCGACCCUCUCACCCUGCCGCUUACACCUCCGCCCCGAACACAUCCACUCCCCGGCACGGCAGUAUGGAGGCAGGCACGCACCGACAGUCGAUAAGCGCGCUCCGAUCACAGCGCGAGAAGCUAUCCAUCCUCCAGUGUGCAUCCACGUCCGUUGCAGACACCAUCCGUCUCGCCCAAAUACUAGAUGAGGACGAAUGCUUCCGCUGUUACGCGGACGGCUACCUCAACGACGGCCAACACCCCAGCUCCCUCCCGCCCUCACGAACACCCUCACGAAAACAGCCCCAGAAAAACGCCGAUGCGCCAAAAUCAUCCAGCUGCUCAAAGCUCUCUGGCGCCCCUGCCGGGAAGUCGAAAGUUGACAAGUCUUACGCCUAUAGUGACCGAAGAAGUGGAAGGGCCGCACCAAGUGGACUUCGAAGAAGAAGCCUGGUCCUAGCAGCCGUCACAGCCGUGCUUGAAGCUGAAUCGGCCGCAAAGCAUCAAAAUUCUACAGUUGACUCUACAGUCGUAGAUCUACCGCAACCAUUGGAGACUGAGACUCGACGAUCCUAUUCCCAAUCUGUGUUCACAUAAGUUUGAUUGAGCCGGACGGUUGAUUUUCUCUCUUAUAUCUUUUCUUUUUCCUUUCUUUUCUUUUCUUUAUUUUUCUAUCAUCAUGCCAUCCGUUUGUCUAUACAUAUAUUGUCUCAUUUUACACCACUAUACCCUCUUCCUUCACAGGGACUUGGGCGGACUUUUAUCAGAUUUCUCUAGUCUAGCAAUUUUUGCCCUCUUUUCUUGUUGUCUCUCACAUAGAAUUUUUUUUUUUUUUUUCUUUUUCUCCUUUUUCUCCGCCCUUCAAGCUCUGAGAGCAAUACAUACUCAUUAUACUCAUUGUCAUUUCCUACUUGCAUUUUUUGGGGUGUUCAUAUUGACUCGGCUUUGGGAACUUGAUAGAUACAGAGUCACAAAUUAUGGGAUUAUUUAUGGUUGUAAUCUGGGGUUACACCUGGUUACUUAGUAA
Coccidioides posadasii C735 delta SOWgp is the source of this 1499-nucleotide messenger RNA. The record is from RefSeq and is a predicted model, not a curated record. NCBI's taxonomy places the organism in Eukaryota, Fungi, Ascomycota, Eurotiomycetes, Onygenales, Onygenaceae.